Molecule: messenger RNA, 639 nt
Organism: Blepharisma stoltei
Lineage: Eukaryota; Ciliophora; Heterotrichea; Heterotrichida; Blepharismidae
Source: the annotation of a GenBank genome assembly
AUGGAAAACUAUCCUGAACUCGUGGAAUGAUUUUUUGACGCUACCAACAGGCCUAUCUGCAGCACAGUAUUCACAGAUUUCCAAUGCCAAAAUCCUUAUUGUCAGUUUUCUCAUGAAGCUCCAGCAUUUUCAAUAUAUGUUACAUUGACAAAAAGCCAGUGGAUGAACCAAGAAUACCUCUAUAGGUAUUUAACAAGUCCAGCGAUUUUUCAAGAACAGCCCGAGCUCCCUCAAGAAGCUUAUGAGUUUGGGUAUCAGGAUAUCAAAGAUGACGUGGAAGAAGAAAAAGAAGCAAAAAUCCAGCAUGAGGUAGAAGAUGAUAUUGAUCAGAUCGAUUACUUGAUUAAAGAAAUGAUGAAUUUCGAAGCAGGGCCUGAAGCGCACGAAGAAAGCAUGAUGUGUCCAUUUCUCAAGGAAACUGGAAACUGCUUAAUUAGAGCAAUUUGCCCAUAUAUGCACUCAAGUGAUGAAGAUUUACAAAAAGAAAUCGAAAGAAGGCAGCAGUGGUACCCUGCAUCUAUGGGAUGUGAGUGCUGCAAAGGCUAUAUUUUCGACUGCAUUAAAGAAGACUGCAAAAAGGCUGGGGAGUGCCAGAUGUGCAAUAGGGAAACCCAACCUGCUGAAGUCCCUAUCUCAUAA